This is a messenger RNA of Cordyceps fumosorosea ARSEF 2679, 1128 nucleotides long. Its product is annotated as uracil-5-carboxylate decarboxylase. The transcript has a single exon. The record is from RefSeq and is a predicted model, not a curated record. Gene Ontology annotation, cellular component: cytoplasm; cytosol. Gene Ontology annotation, biological process: secondary metabolic process. The coding region runs from base 1 to 1128 and encodes 375 amino acids. Lineage: Eukaryota; Fungi; Ascomycota; Sordariomycetes; Hypocreales; Cordycipitaceae. Gene Ontology annotation, molecular function: carboxy-lyase activity; hydrolase activity.
AUGGCAUCCGGGACCCCCGUUGUCGACAUCCAUACCCACAUGUAUCCGCCCUCCUACAUCGCCAUGCUCGAGAAGCGCACCGCCAUCCCCCUCAUCCGCAAGUUCCCUCAGGCCGAUGAGCCGCGCCUCAUCCUGCUCUCAUCUGAGCUCGAGUCCCUCGACGCCGCCCUCCGGGAUGCCGCCGCCAAGCUGCCCGGCCGCCCGCUGAGCACGCACUUUGCCUCGCUCGCGCAGAAGCUGCACUUCAUGGACACCAACGGCAUCAACAUCUCCGUCAUCUCCCUCGCCAACCCGUGGUUCGACUUCCUAGACCCCUCCGAGGCCACAGUCGUGGCCGCCUCGGUCAAUAGCGAGUUCUCCGAGAUGUGCGCCCAGCACGCCGGCCGCCUCUUCUUCUUCGCCGCCCUGCCCCUGAGCGCACCCGUGGACGCCAUUACGGCCGCCAUCGCGCACGUCCAGGGUCUCAAGUACUGCCGUGGUAUCAUCCUCGGUACCUCUGGUCUCGGCAAAGGCCUCGACGACCCCCGCCUCCUGCCCCUCUUCAACGCCGUCGCCGACGCCAAACUUCUCGUUUUCCUCCACCCGCACUACGGCCUGCCCAACGAGGUGUACGGCCCCCGCGCGGAGGAGUACGGCCACGUGCUUCCACUCGCGCUGGGAUUCCCCAUGGAGACCACGAUUGCCGUCGCGCGCAUGUACAUGGCCGGCGUCUUCGACCAAGUACCCAACCUCCGGAUGCUCCUGGCCCACAGCGGCGGCACGCUGCCAUUCCUCGCUGGCCGCAUCGAGAGCUGCAUCGUUCAUGAUGGACACCUGGUAACGACGGGCAAGGUGCCCAAGGACCGCCGCACAAUCUGGACUGUGCUGAAGGAGCAAAUAUACCUUGAUGCUGUCAUUUACUCCGAGGUUGGCCUUCAGGCCGCGAUUGCGGCGAGCGGGGCCGAUAGACUCAUGUUUGGUACUGACCACCCAUUCUUCCCGCCGAUUGAGGAGGACGUACAAGGUCCCUGGGACAGUUCCAGUUUGAAUGUCCAGGCCAUAAAUGAAGCCCUCGGGAGGGGCUCCAGAGAUGCGGCUGUUGUCUUGGGUGUGAAUGCUAUUCGUGUCUUGAAUCUUAGGGUCGAGUAG